AUGCCAACAUUCAAAUUAAGCGAUGAAGAACCGCUUCCUGGAUAUAUGGGAGAUAGUGAUAUGUAUUUUAGGCAAUGGAGAAUGCAAUCAAUGAAACCGGUAUUAGAAGAAAAGUAAGGAUUUUGCUAUAAUUCAUCAAAAUGUCUGAAAUUUUCUAGAUUAGAUCGACAUUUUGCCGAAGCACAAAAUCGUCAGGAAAAUAUGCAAAAACAAAGAGAAAUUCGAAAAAAGCAGCAUUCUGCAAAAUUCGAUGAGAAAAUGAAAAAACUAUCAAUGCAAUUUGAAACUGUAACAAUUGAUACACGAGAAAAAGAGGCGCCAAUUUACCUUCAAAAAGCGAGCGAAGAAGAAAAACGAAUAAUGCGAGAGGCGAUUGAUCGAGAAUACGCGCAUCCAAGUUCAACAGCAAGAAUGAUUCCAGCUCGACAACUUCCACCGCGUCCCAUGAAAAAUCCAAUUUUUGGGAAUAAUAUGGUUGCUCGCACAAAUAUUGUUAAAAAUAUUGCAGUAACUGAAGCGGCAGCAACUCCAAAUUCACUAAAUACCAGUCAAGAAUCGGUAUUUUUCCCACAAGAGCAUAGCUCAUUUAAUUUAGAUGGUUAUAAUGGAGCAAGACCAUCUUUUGCAUUUUUUGGAAAUGCUGCUGCCACGUCGACACCUGUUUCAAAGUCUGUUUUUUGUUCUCUAAUACCAAAUCGACCAUGCUGAUCACGAUUCCGAAGUCGAAAAUUGCCACAAAUCCCUGUGAGCACUUUUCCGGAGCUUCAAAGGUCAAAAUUGAGUUUUGAUUUUCGCCCAUUUUCACCAUGGAAAAUCAAUUUUUAUAGCUUGAAUGAAGUUGUUUUGUAAUUUAAAAAAAACUGUAAUUUUUGAAAAAAUACGCAUUAUUUUUGCAUUUUUUGGUGUUUUUUUUCAAAAAUUACAGUUUUCAGCUGGUUUUUGAUAUUUUUGAGCAAUUUCAUUCAAGUUAUAAAAAUUGAUUUUCCAUGGUGAAAAUGGGCGAAAAUCAAAACUCAAUUUUGACCUUUGAAGCUCCAGAAAAGUGCUCACAUGCGUUUUUGGCAAUUUUUGACUUCGGAAUCGUGAUCAGCAUGGUUGGUAUGGUAAAUUUUGAUAUUUUUUAUCUAAAGGAUAUUCAAUUUCCAGAAUUUUCCCCAAAUUCUCCGUUGGCUCACAAAUUUCCGAAGAAAACAGCUCAUUUGAUAAUUCGAAGUAUGUGACUGCUAUGGAAUCACCGCAAUCAGCGAGAAAUGAAUUUCGAGCAGCGCCGAUUGCGUUGCAAUUGAAAACACCGGAAGAGAAAGAGAGGCAGAGAGAGUUAGAGACGCAGAGGGAGAAAUUGAAGGAGGAAGAAGCUGAGAAGCAGAGAGUGUUAGAGACGCAGAGGGUGAAAUUGAAGGAGGAAGAAGCUGAGAAGCAGAGAGAGUUAGAGACGCAGAGGAAAUUGGAGGAAAAUUCGACAUUAGAAGAAGAUUCGAAAAAAGAAGAAGAAGAAGAAGGAAAACGACCAUUUCAACUUUUCGAAAAAUAUGCAAAAUUGAUAAAACGAAUUGAACAAAAAAGUCGAGAUUACGAGAAAAAUGCGGAUCCCAAAUUCCGUGCACUUUUGAAACGAACAAUCACCGAAAAAGUCACCGUAUUUACCCAUCGACAAACAUCGGAAACGGAAAAGAAAAUAAUUAUCGAGUUUUUUCGAACUUUGUUGAAGAAAAUUGAGGUGAAGGGAUAUAGUUUGAAUAAUGGAGAAACUAAGCUUCAAUUGAAAAAUGAUGCGGAUGUACAAUAUUCGAUUUAUUGUAUUUUGGAUAAGUAUUUGGUGAGUUUAUAGAAAACCCAAGUUACCUUACGAUAAUUUUGUUUAGAGUUUGGUCGAGUUGAACACACCGACUUCAAUGGAAGAAUUGACAACAUCUGUUGGAUCGAGUUUUGUAGCCACAAUUGGUGAUUUGAUUUCAAAAGUGAGGUUUUGGGACUGCUUAUUUUUUGGGACUGCUUAUUUUUUGGGACUGCUUAUUUUUGGGACUGCUUAUUUAUCUCUUUGCAUGCUAAUCAACGAGAGACGCAGAGAAGCAGAGAAAUUUGGGACUGCUUAUUUAUCUCUUUGCAUGCUAAUCAACGAGAGACGCAGAGAAACAGAGAAAUUUGGGACUGCUUAUUUUUUGGGACUGCUUAACUUUUUGGGACUGCUUAUUUUUGGGACUGCUUAUUUUUUGGGACUGCUUAUUUUUGUGUCUGCUUAUCAAACCUCACCCAAGAACCUGGAGAAGUGGGUAAAAAACUGCCCACCUGGGUUUAUUUACCAAAUUUGCCCACCUAGUAAAAAAAUUUUGCCCGCCUGAGGCUCGCCUUAAAGACCCUAAAAAAUUUUGCCCAGCUGAGGCUUACCUUGAAGACCCUAAAAAAUUUUGCCCAGCUGAGGCUCGCCUUAAAGACCCUAAAAAAUUUUGCCUAGCUGAGGCUCGCCUUAAAGACCCUAAAAAAUUUUUGCCCACCUAGGUUUUUCGAAAAAAAUUGCCCACCUGGAAUUCCAGGUAUUGGGUGAGGUUUGUCUGCUUAUUUUUUGGGACUGCUUAAUUCACCAUUCAAAAGGUUUUGCUAGAGAAUAAUGAAUUUUGGGACUGCUUACCAGAGAAUAAUGAAUUGAAAAUGAAAAAAAUUAAAAACGUGUAUUAUGACGUAGAAUAUUAAAAUAAUGUCAUAAUUUUUUUUAAAAUCAUUUUCAAAAUAAAAUUUUCACAGAUUUCUGCAAGCGCUCGAAAAAUGGAAACAAUAUUCAUCUCAAUGAUAAUGACACGAUCUGUUGUAUUACGACAAAUUCCCGAAGAAUGUAUCAAAGUUUUCGAAGAAGACGCGAUGAAAUUAGAUUCGUCCGAACAAGCAAUGGUUAUGAAUCGAGAAAAAUGUUUGGUUGAAUUGUUCAUCACGGUUUUUGUUAAAAGUUGGUUUUUUUUCCGCAUUUUUAGCCUUUUCUAUGUAUAAAAAAUAGAAAAAUCUUUAAUUUCAGAUGCAUUGUUUGCGUCGAGAAAUGUGAAAUUGAAUUUGAAUGAUGAAUUAUUGUGGGAAUAUGCGGAAUGUGUUUUGAAUUGGUGUGUGGAGGUUCCGAAAUCGUCGACAGUUUUGGCUUAUUUACUUACUGUAAGUUAAUUUUUUUGGGGGGAAAAAUUGGAGGAUUUUGGUGCAAUUUUGAGCCUGAAAAACCUCUGAUUUCAGACAAAACCUGAAAUUUUUAGAAAAAUCUGAAUUUUCGACAAAACUUCAAAAAAAAAAAUUUGAAUUUUUUAACAAAUUUCAAGAAAAAUUUGAAUUUUCGAUCAAAUUUCAAGAAAAAUUUGAAUUUUUGAACAAAUUUCAAGAAAAAUCUUACUCUUCGACAAAAUUUGAAGCAAAAUUUGAAUUUUCGACCAAAUUUGAAGAAAAAUCCACGUGGCACUGAAUUUCACGCUGAAAAAUUUUUUGAAUUUCAUUUUUUUUGUAAUGCCACGUGGCAACUAAUUUUUCAAAUUCCAAAUUUUGGAGCCAAAGUUUUUUUUUGAAAAAAACACUAAAUUUCAAGCUGAAAAUUUUUGAAUUUUAUAUUUUUUGAAAUGCCACGUGGAUUCUCUUAUUUUUGGGGGCAAAAAUCCAAAUUUAAAUUCUUAAAAUUCUCGAAUUCACUGAAUGAAAUUUUCGAAUUUUAUAUUUUUGCCACGUGGAUUCUCUGAAUUUCCCCCAAAAAAAAAUGUCAAAAUCCCUUUGCAGAUCGCAAAAUAUCGUCUCGAAAUGCAAAAUCAACGAUGGCUCGAAUUUAUGGAUUAUUUGACAAACGACGCGUUGCCAACAAUGAUUGAUUAUCAACAAUCUGGCGAAUCAAAAGUUCAUGAUAGUAGUGUUACGUAUUUAGAAGAAAUUGUUAAGAUUUUGAAAAUUUAG
Caenorhabditis angaria is the source of this 3909-nucleotide messenger RNA. Lineage: Eukaryota; Metazoa; Nematoda; Chromadorea; Rhabditida; Rhabditidae. The record is from the annotation of a GenBank genome assembly.